Messenger RNA from Folsomia candida, 1666 nucleotides. Its product is annotated as zinc finger protein 37 homolog. NCBI's taxonomy places the organism in Eukaryota, Metazoa, Arthropoda, Collembola, Entomobryomorpha, Isotomidae. Gene Ontology annotation, molecular function: RNA polymerase II transcription regulatory region sequence-specific DNA binding; DNA-binding transcription factor activity, RNA polymerase II-specific. Gene Ontology annotation, biological process: regulation of transcription by RNA polymerase II. Bases 57 to 968 code for a protein of 303 amino acids. The transcript has 3 exons. Gene Ontology annotation, cellular component: nucleus. The record is from RefSeq and is a predicted model, not a curated record.
CAAUUUUUAACGGAUAUACAUAUUUAAGUAACUAAAUCUACAAAUACUUAAUUCAAAUGAAUCUGAAGCCAGGAAAGAAAUGGGAAUGUCCAAAGUGCUUAAAAACGUUUAAAGCCAAGUACAAGUUGACGAGACACAUCGUCAGGCACGAUCCCGAUGCCAAAGUCAAAUGUGAGAUUUGCGGCAAAAUUUCCAAAAACAGACUCGCCCUAUCUGCCCACGUGUCAAGCCUUCACACUGAUCGAAAGCGACCAAGUUGUGACGUUUGUCACCGGGUAUUUUUCCACUAUGGCACUUUACAACGACAUAUUCACGCCCUGCAUAACACUGAAGAACGGCCCCGUUUCUCAUGUCAAUUUCCCGGAUGUGAGAAAAUCUACAAAAACAGGUAUGGUCUUUCGCAACACGUGAGUACUGAACACGCCGAGAAUCCGGUCCGAUUUCCGUGCACACUUUGCGGAAAAAAGUUCAAAAGGAGGAGUCACCUUGAGACUCACAUUCACUCCCACACGACCGAGAAGACGUACAAUUGUUCAACUUGUGGGAGGAGUUUCGCCCACAAGGCAAGCGUGACACAGCAUGAGAAGACACAUUUGGAAAAAUCUGCCCGAGACAUGCUACAGUAUCGCGUCUGUCCUCAGACCUUCUCAAGUAAAAAAUCUUUACAAGGGCACAUCCGGGUUUUGCAUGAAAAUCAGAGAAAUUAUCCGUGCGCAUUUUGUGAUAAGAGAUUCGCCAACACAACAAACUUGAAGGUUCACUUGGAGCGGAGACACCCCACGGGUAAAGAGUUGAUUGUGUAUUCCUGUGAGAAAUGCGAGUACAGGAGCCACUCGAAAGCCAAUUUAGCUGCCCACGGAAUACGUCACAAUGCAGCGCGAUAUGAGUGUUAUUUUUGUCAGAAUAAAUUCUUCCUUUUUAACAUCUUGGUCAAACAUUGUGGAGCUCAUACUCUGGAAAAGUUAUGAUAGUAAUGGUAGGUACGAAUGCACAUACAUACAUAUGUGAGCAUAUCUAUAUUAUAAUUUCAUUUGAUUAGCCAUUAGUAAUGUAUUUACAUAGUGAGCAUUUAAACAAGUCGACGCGGCAUUAACAAAAUCUUGCGUGGUUAACAAAAUUCUGAAUUCCUAGCAAAAUUUGUGUUGCUUUCAAAAUUCCUGAUAAGUUAAAUGUCAUCCAAAGAACACGUUGUAACAUGAUAUAUGUAUGUAAUGCUCUAAAUUUUAAUUUCGAAUACAACUCUUUUUAAACUUUUAGCAAAAUCUUGGCUAAAUUCCUUUUGCAAUUGGCAAACCAUUUUAACAACUAUUGGGUAGAAUUAAACAAUACGCUAACAACCUCUAAUAAAUACCGUAAUUCCAUCGUGGCAAGAUAAUAUGGAAAAUGCUAUUAUUUUGCAAAACUCAAUAUAUCGGAAAAUUGGGGUCCAAAAUCGAGGCAGCGGCCAAAUUCUAGUCUUAAAUAAUUUUUAUUAUUAUUUCCCGCGAUAUUUGACCAAAAGUUCGAUUAGUUUGACUCAAAAUCCUAAAUUUGCAAAAAAUUCGCACAUUUUGGCUCAGAUCUCGAAAACUGCUGGCGCGCCACCCCAAUUUUAUUACGGAUUAUUGAUCUACUCAACAUUACGCAAAUUUUAAGCCAUCAAACUCGAAAAUCGUUGGAAGAUGAA